Molecule: messenger RNA, 489 nt
Organism: Amblyraja radiata (thorny skate)
Lineage: Eukaryota; Metazoa; Chordata; Chondrichthyes; Rajiformes; Rajidae
Product: interleukin-4-like
Exons: 4
Coding region: 54-458 (134 amino acids)
Biological process (GO): immune response
Cellular component (GO): extracellular region
Molecular function (GO): interleukin-4 receptor binding; growth factor activity
Source: RefSeq, a predicted model, not a curated record
GUGAAAUCUUUAUCUUUGACUUGUUCAAGUAGUCAGAACAUUGCCAAACCAAGAUGCUGAAAACUGAGGUUCUGCUUUUCGCCAUGGCACUGAGCAUUGUCUGUGGGGCAUCAGGACCCGAAAAAACUCAUCGAGCGGUGAAGGAGAUCAUUAAAACCCUGAAAGAUAUAAGAAAGGCGCAAGUACCUGAUGCCUGUAAAAAUGACAUGGUGAUGGACAUUUUCAGCAAUAUUAAGGAUCUGAGUACAUCUGACGCAUUCUGUAAAGCUGCCAAAACUCUACAGAAACUUACUCCGUGUAAGGCCAUGCACAAAAAUAUACAGAACCUUAAAGAGAACUUACGAAAAUUUGAAACCGAGACAACCAACUGCACCCUGGACCAUUCUAAAAUUGAUUUAAAUGAAUUUCUUGCACAACUACUCCUGUUUUCCAGACAAUAUUAUUCUUAUAAACAUUGAGACAUCAUCUUCAAUUUUAGUUGUGCAUCGG